Molecule: messenger RNA, 2212 nt
Organism: Podospora pseudocomata
Lineage: Eukaryota; Fungi; Ascomycota; Sordariomycetes; Sordariales; Podosporaceae
Exons: 3
Coding region: 582-2126 (514 amino acids)
Molecular function (GO): iron ion binding; oxidoreductase activity, acting on paired donors, with incorporation or reduction of molecular oxygen; heme binding
Source: RefSeq, a predicted model, not a curated record
ACAAUUUGCAGGAGCCCCACUCUUCUGCUUACAACAUCAGUGAAACGGUUAACUUCCUAAUUCGGCCACCCCCUCGGCAAGGCUUGCCGCAUCCUGCGCUCGUGACACGGGCCGAACCCUACCAAUCCCAAGCACGUCAUGGCUGAUCCAUUCCAUCCUGCUCUCACCGAUUUUUCUAUCUCCGCUUUGUGCAAAUUAUGUCCGACGAGCCUUGGACCCUUGGUGUUGAACUGCCGAGGUGCUGCCACCUGCCAAGUCUUGUACUCCAAAGUACAGCUACGAGGACUACUACAUGCGGUAGCCGUGCGUUUGGCUGGCGAGUGCCUCUCGAGUAGAACGCGGGGAGACCUUUCUCGGACUAUCGCAAGAAAGGCUUGUGGGCUGACACGGCUAUCGACAUGCUACAGAGCUGGUGUAGCACGCCGGGAAGGCCCAAUGAUGGAGAUGGUAGAAAUACAGCUGCAUAUGGCAACGAAGACAUGCUGAUCAAUAUUGAUUAUGCCUUCAUGUUUUACAUGACGAAAAAGGGUAUCAACAUAGGUAGCUAAGCAGAACCAACACCAACAUCACAACUCUUUACAAUGCAUAACGCCACCGUCAGCAAUACCCAUCUCGACGAGCACCAACGACUUCUCGCGUUGAGUUGGAGCUGGGUACAGCUUCGCCCCUGGACGACAGUACUCAUUCUGCUGCUCACCAACCUCGUCUGGACGAGAUACCGCAGCGGAUUGCGGCAGAUACCGGGCCCCUUUCUGGCGAGCUUCUCCAACUUGUGGAAGCUACGGGCAACAUGGAAUCAGAACAUGCACCGGGAAAACGUGCGGGUGCACGAAGACUAUGGGCCUAUCGUGCGGAUUGGGCCUAACCAUGUCUCGGUGUCAGAUGCUGAGAGCAUGCAGACGAUUUACGGUGUCAAGAAUGUCUUUCCCAAGAGCGGAUUCUACCCCCUAGCAGAAGCAGUCUACAAAGGAAAAUUCCUCCCCACCCUCUUCACCACCACAAGCAACGACUACCACGCCAAGCUCAAACGCGGCUCCGCCCGCGCCUUCUCCAUGGACGUCGUGAUAGGCCUCGAAGAGUACGUAAACAAGUGCAUUUCCGUGCUCCUCCAGCGCGUCCGCGACGUCUCCCACAACGGCAAGAAGCCCCUCGACCCCGUAGCCUGGAUGCAGUACUUCGCCUUCGAUGUCUUAGGUGAGAUCAACUUCUCCAAAGACCUCGGUUUCCUCGAAGCUGGCGCCGACAAAGACGGCAUCAUUGCCGCGAUUGGCCAGAUUCUAGGUUACGUCUCGUUGAUAGGACAAGUGCCGCAGGUGCACAAGUUCCUGCUGGGCAACCCCCUUCUCGCCAAGAUACCCGCCGUGGAGAAGACAAACCAAGUCCUCCAGUUUUCGCUGCAGCAGAUCCAAGAGCGGCAGAAGAACCCCGUGCCGAGGAAGGAUAUCCUCACCCAACUCCUCGACACCCAUCACAACGACCCGUCCGCCUUGUCUUUUGAGGAAAUCGUCGCUAUUACCACGACCAAUGUCAUCGCCGGGUCGGACACCACCGCUGUUUCGUUGUCCUCGGUUAUCUACCAUCUGCACAAGUACCCCGCCGCCAAAGCUAGGCUCAUCGAGGAGAUUGACUCCGUUGCCGCAAAGCUAGACGGUAUCAUCACCUAUGCGGAAGCUAUCAAACUCCCCUACCUUACAGCUGUUAUCAACGAAGCGAUGAGGAUCCACCCCGCCACAGGGUUCAUUCUUGAACGCAUUGUCCCCAAGGGAGGCGUGACACUUCACGGGGUCUACCUCCCCGCCGGGACAGUCGUGGGCGUGAACUCAUGGGUUCUGCACCGAAACAAGGAUAUUUUCGGGGAGGAUGUCCACUCUUUCCGGCCGGAAAGGUGGGUGGACGGGGAUGAGGGGAAGAUUAAGGAGAUGAAGAGGAAUUUGUUUACUUUUGGCUACGGCCCCAGAAGCUGCAUUGGCAAGAAUAUCUCCAUCCUGGAGAUGUGGAAGGUCGUGUUUGAGCUGUACCGCCACUUUGACAUAACUUUGGCCAGUGACAAGGAGUGGACUGUCAACGGGACUUGGUUUACGGCGCAGAGUAAUAUUGAGGCGGUUUUCAAGCCGAGGAAGAAUUAGGGGGUUACUCUUGCGCGCGCAAGUUGUGUGGGACUCAGGAUUCAGUGUGGGCGGCAGUUGGUGUAUGCUUGCGGAAAUAUGACGAC